AUGGAAGAUCCAAAUAAUAAUAAUAAGAAUGUUGGACAACAGACUUUGAUUGAUAUUGAUGAUGACCUAAAUGGCAAUAACAACAACAAUAAUAAUAAUAAUAAUAAUGAAGGACAAUCAAUACAACAACAACAACAACACCAACAACAACAAGAACAAUAUACACUAUCAUCAGUAGAUACAUCUCCAGAGACAAAGAGGAAAAAGAAAAAGAAGGACAAGGAUAGGGCAACUGAGAUAUUACAUAAAGAUGCUGAUCAUCACAAUGAACAUGAACAUGAACAUGAACAUGAUAUAGAGGAGGAAGAAGAUGAGGAGGAGGAUGAUCAUCAUGAUGAUGAUCAUGAGGAAGAUGAUGAUGAUGAAGAGGAGGAUGAAGGUGAUGAUGAGGAUGAAGAGGAGAAACGUGCACAUAAGCAAGCAAAGAAGGAGGAGAAGAAGAAACUAAAGAAACAGAAAAAGGCAAAGAAGAAGGAGAAGAAGGAGAUGAAGAGGAGGAUGAAGGAGCAACAACAUGGCAUGCAUGAGGAAGGAAGGGAGGAGAAGGAAGAGCCAACCUCAACGACUACAACAACUACAACUACCACGACCACUGGAGCUCCUGGACAAGGCGGGUUCGAGACAUUCAUUCCAAAGCCGCCAACAAUGAUAAAGCUCCCCAAAAAAAAGAAGGAAAAGAAGAAGGACCGAACUGAGCUGACCAGGCGAUCAAGUAGUAGCAAUGUGUUGGACGAAUUGAUGUCACAGGUGCCAGUAACCUCGGUGUCUGGUGGCGGUGUCGGCAACAUCAACAGUAUACCUGAGGAGUUCCUAUCGUUUGACAAGAUUCCACCUCGUUACAGCAACUAUCCUGCAUCGUACCAACAACAACAGCAGCAUGCCAUCGAUAUGAAGUUGGGCAAGGGCAAGAUCCCCGUGUGGAGAAAGGUCCUGAGCGAUGACUCCAAACUAUUCUCCAACGAGAGGACCUGGAUGAGCUGGGUUGGACUGACAUUCUCUUUGGGUGCCAUUGGAACAUCGAUCAUCACAUUCUUUGGAACCGAGAACAUUGCAUUGUUCACAGGUGUAUCCCUAUGGGUAAUUGCCCUCGGAUUCCUAAUCUACUCAUAUGUAAUGUUUAGAAGGAGACGACAUGCAAUCCUUACCAAGACCAAGGGUCCUUACUAUGAUCCAUACGGUCCUGUUGCAAUGGUUGUUACUGUAAUGUUCUCAGUGUCACUAUUCCUUAUAUUCUUCAUAUGGAAGAGGCCGUCGGCAAUUGUAAAGAGAGGUUAA
Molecule: messenger RNA, 1275 nt
Organism: Acytostelium subglobosum LB1
Lineage: Eukaryota; Evosea; Eumycetozoa; Acytosteliales; Acytosteliaceae
Exons: 2
Coding region: 1-1275 (424 amino acids)
Source: RefSeq, a predicted model, not a curated record